AUGCCGAAUCGCGGUAAUAGGAACGUAGGAAUCAUCUCGUCUAACCUUGGUCCCAAUCACAACGACCCUGGUUUUCUAUCUAAGGACUUUCCACAUUCCCCCCCAAAGCUGUAUAUCACUGCCGAAGACAAUGAAUUCGAUCUACUCACUCUUAAUGAAUGGAGGAGUGAGGGGUUCAACGUCGAGUAUAUCCCUAUGGGCAACGGCGGUAAUGAGUAUCGAAUGAAGGUAGAAUCACUGGGCAAGAGCAACUUGGGUCCCUGCGAAACCUAUGGCAUCGUUGCGUAUGGCGAUGCAGCCAGCUUCUGCUUAGAGUACUUCCACGUACUCGAUAAUAAUCCCGAGUUCAAGCUCUGCUGUCUCAUCGCCUACUAUCCCACGCGCAUCCCGGACACGCGUACCAAAUUCCCGGGUGGUAUUCAUGUGCUUGUUCACCUUACCACCGGCGAAGAAGUUGGCAUCGUGAAGCAGACGCAAAUUGUAGGAAUCCAGGGGAAGAAAAGGACCGAUAAACGGAAAAUCGAUCGUGGCAUGGGCACUGGCGGAACAAUGCAAGCGUCAUAUCCGAGCUACACCUACAAUGCAGUACCUGGUUUUGCGGAACAUGACCUGGAUGAGUUCGACAGAGUCAGCGCAGAGCUUAGCUGGAGCAGAAGCCUAGCAACGGCGCAAAGGGCAUUUCGGAGAGAUGCCGACCUGGAAAAGGUGCUCGAGCAGAACGUUGAAAGUAAAUUCUACAACCACCACUUACAACAGACCUUGUCAACUUAUACGACCCACAAGAGCCCUCAUGUCACCUAUGUCCCUACCUUAACUGGAGCCAUUGGCUCGGAAGAGCUCCAGAGAUUCUAUUCCGAAUUCUUCAUUAACAGGAACCCUGAAUCCAUGAAACUCACUUUGCUUUCGCGUACGAUCGGUUCCGACCGAGUCGUCGAUGAGUUCCACGUCUCUUUCAAGCACACGCAAGAAACGCCCUGGAUACUUCCAGGGGUGCCUCCGACUAACAAGAAAGUCGAAAUUCUCAUAGUAAGCAUCGUGACUUUGCGGGGAGGCAAGUUAUACCACGAACACGUCUACUGGGACCAGGCCAGCGUACUAGUGCAAGUGGGUUUAUUGGAUCCGAAGGCAGUGCCGAAGAAAGCUAGCGAUGCGGGAGUUAAGCGGUUGCCAGUUAUGGGGAGGCGGGCGGCUAAGAGCGUACUGGUCGGCUACGACGAGAGUGACGAGGGCGAGGCCACGAACGAAUUGAUACCCGAGUGGGAUGACGACGCCGAUGACGACGUAGGUAACACAGCAGAUGAGGGCGAUAAGAGUAACGGUGCCAAGACUAAGGAGGUAGAAAAGGAUGAGGAGAAAAGAGAGGGAUUGGAGGAUGAGGAAGCUGAACAGUCGACACCAAGUCAAGAACAGCAUGAAGAUGCGAAAACACAGGGCGACUAA
This is a messenger RNA of Daldinia vernicosa, 1440 nucleotides long. RefSeq lists its product as uncharacterized. Lineage: Eukaryota; Fungi; Ascomycota; Sordariomycetes; Xylariales; Hypoxylaceae. Gene Ontology annotation, biological process: polyketide metabolic process. Bases 1 to 1440 code for a protein of 479 amino acids. The transcript has 3 exons. The record is from RefSeq and is a predicted model, not a curated record.